Messenger RNA from Stylophora pistillata, 894 nucleotides. RefSeq lists its product as uncharacterized. Lineage: Eukaryota; Metazoa; Cnidaria; Anthozoa; Scleractinia; Pocilloporidae. The record is from RefSeq and is a predicted model, not a curated record.
GCCAUUGACUAUAAGUUCUUCUUUCGUUUUCGUAAGCCCAACUCGCUCAGCUCACUAUCAUAGAAAUAUAUCAAGGACCUCGCUAUUUUGUUCGAAACUUUACUCAUCGACAUCGGAAGCUAAAGAAUGGGAAGCUUUCUUUGGGUAGUGAGAGUAAAAUCGCCCUUUUCAACAAUACUGUUCUGGAUAGUAGCAUUUAUAAUUUUGGACGAGGCAGGAAGUGAAAGCAGGCUCAUCAGUGGAAAAAUGGUGAUCUUGAAUGAGAAAUUUGACAAUAGUUUAAUGAAUAAGGAAAGUGAGAAAUAUCAGAGUUUCUCCAAGCGUAUUGCUCAGGAGGUUGAGGAUCUCUUUAAAGAUGAUAUCAAGUAUUAUGCAACCAAAGUGAUACAACCCGAAAGGGACAGUGUGAAGGUAUAUUUCGAGUUGGAAUUUAAGAGAAUAGUUCGAGCUAGCAUCAUAAUCUCCACUCUAAAAUAUGCUGCGGUGGAUGGGAAGUUUGGGAGUUUUAAUGUUGAUCCGUCAUCAAUCACAGUAUUGCAAGACGAGACGCCUGCAUCAAGUUCGGAGAAAAGUACAGGAGAUGACAGAAUUUUACAGUGGAUUUUUUUUGUCUGCAUACUGGUCGUUUUCGUCGUAAUAGUUUUUGUGUGCCUCCCCGGGCUACAAACAAAGGAGAUACAAAGGAAACAUGGAGAAAAUACAAGAUCCGUUAUUCCUGCUUCUGGAGCUGGUCUGUUUUUCGAGGACAAACGUCCACUUCAAGACAAAUAUACGUUAUGGUGCGAAAAACCGGAUAACACCAAAAUAAAAGAAAAGCUUUUUAGAAGUAAGUAUAGUACCCCAUUCAAUUAUAUGUAAACGGUAUCCAGUCGUCUCGUACCCACCGAUGUUUCC